UACACCUACGUUGUACCUACCUUAUACACACAAGAAACCUUUGGCAGUGCUAAAUUUGAUCUAUUCACACUACGAAUUCGCGUUUGUUUGAAGCAUUCAAUUCUCGAACCCUAAAGCUAUGGCGGUCUCGGGCAUGGUUUUCCAGCCUAUUCCGAGCUUUUUCGGCGUCAGAAUCAGUACCCACUCUCCCUCCUCUUCAAAAGCCUCUUUUUCCGGCGUGUCAGUCAAUGCCGGAGCUCGGUUGUCCGGCUGUCUCCGGCUCGUGGGUCGUGAAAACUCUAGGGUUUACACAAAACCCAAAACUUUUUCUGGGUUUUUAGAUUCUGGAUUCUGGGAUUGUAAUGAUCAUGUACAGUACUAUUAUAACUAUGGAUCUUGGUCGACGAUCAGGUGUCGUUGUGGAAAGAGAGAGAAGGAAAAGAGGAUUUCCGGUAUGGUGGCCACGAAGAAGAUGAAGUUUCUUAAGAGAUUGUCAAGUGACUUGUCUAUGUUCUCAGAGAUGGGUUGUGGGUUGGGUUCAGAGCAUGGUUCUAUAGAUGAAGACAAGGAAAAGAAGAUGAUAUUGGAAGCGGCAGAGAUACUGCUCGAAAAACUGCAGCAGCUAAGGGCAAAUGAGAAGGAAUUGAAGAGGAAGAAGAAAGAAGAGAAAUCCAGGUUGAAAACUGCGAAAAUGCAAAACAGGCUACGAGUAUCAUCUGAUUCUUCUUCAUCGGAUUCUUCUUCCAAAUCAAGCGACAGCGAGUGUGAUGAAGAGGUGGUUGACAUAAGCCGCCUUCAAAAUCCAUCCCUUGCACAACCAAUUCUAAAUGAACUACUACAACCAGUCACUCAGGAAGCAACUUCCACGCUUCCAAACACACCGAUCCAAGAAGGGAACACCACUGAGGAAAGGGGUUUUGAAGUUCGCGAUUCACAGAGUCAUGACCAAGAAUGCUGCACCGGAACUAGCACCAGUUGUAGCAACGAGGGUAGUACACGAGCAUCAUCGACGAAAAUUGAGGUCUGCAUGGGUGGGAAGUGCAGGAAGUCGGGGGCCGCAGCGUUGCUGGAGAAGUUCCAGAGGGCGCUUGGCGUUGAAGGUGCUGUUGCUGGAUGCAAGUGCAUGGGCAAGUGCAGAAAUGGUCCUAAUGUAAGGGUUUUGAAUCGCGCUGGCAGGGUUCAAGGACAGGGCAUAGACGAUUCAGUUAGGGCUCAAACUAAUCCUCUGUGCACUGGGGUUGCUCUUGAGGAUAUGGACUCAAUUUUGUCCAAAUACUUCGGAGAAACGCAUAAGGAUUAUGGUAGUAUGGCCACUGCAUCUUAGAAGGAUUUGCAGUUUACCACUUGAGUGGUGGAUUUAGUUUUGACUUUGUAAUUGAUGCUACUACUAGUAUUUACUCUGCAAAUGUAAAUCACUCGUAUUGAUAAUAUAAUCAUACACA
This is a messenger RNA of Cornus florida, 1421 nucleotides long. Its product is annotated as diacylglycerol O-acyltransferase 3-1-like. The record is from RefSeq and is a predicted model, not a curated record. Lineage: Eukaryota; Viridiplantae; Streptophyta; Magnoliopsida; Cornales; Cornaceae. The transcript is spliced from 2 exons. Bases 119 to 1303 code for a protein of 394 amino acids.